Messenger RNA from Suillus fuscotomentosus, 1020 nucleotides. RefSeq lists its product as uncharacterized. The coding region runs from base 105 to 926 and encodes 273 amino acids. The record is from RefSeq and is a predicted model, not a curated record. NCBI's taxonomy places the organism in Eukaryota, Fungi, Basidiomycota, Agaricomycetes, Boletales, Suillaceae. The transcript has 3 exons.
GCUUUAAUGUACGCAGCGGGAACUUCACAAGCUGAAGUUCCCAUAGAGUAGAGCAAGAACCUUAGAACCCAGCUGAUCUCAACUUGCAACACCUACAUCGCAGAAUGAUCAUUCCUUCACAGGACUCUACCGUGACAGAUCCAACCUCGUUUGAACUCAAAGCUCCCCCAGAAACUGAGGGUGAGCUUCCCGGAGAAGCACCUCCCUCAUAUUAUAACAACACCUCGGACCAAAAUGCAAUUACGGGUGCAUCCUCUUCUAGCACUCCUCUUCAACCCACAUUCAAGUCCAAACCAACGAAUUACUUGCUUCUCUUCAAUGACAAUAGCUCUAUCAAGGGGGAAUACGUCAUAGACCCUGGCAUGACCAUCCCCACGUCUCUUCUGCCACCGCUGUCUCCAGAAGAGAGCGAGGCAGAAAGAAAGAAUCUAUCCUUACACUCGACACAUGGAUCUGUCAAUGCAGACGUAUGGCUACUCGGUGCUCGAGCCGCCCAACCCUCCGAUUCCAAGAAGUCUACAAAACGCACGAUACUCGACAUUGGCUCUGACAAUGGUUCUGUUACUGCGCGGGUUCACACCAUUCACGGGGCUGAGCCUUUCUUGUUAACCAUUUCCGCCAAGAACGGCGGUGUGAAUGUUACUGUUCCGCGCUCUUUCAAUGGUCUCCUUCUUCUAACGACCAGGCACGGCACCGUCUCACUCGCUGAUGCUCUCUCCGAGAACUGCACGCAUCUUAGUCAAGUAGAUCUGACUCGCAGAUAUUUUGUUGGAGACUUGUCCAUGGUUGGUGACAGUGAUUGGCCUGGGGACGAAGUGCGGGUAGACGCAAAACAUGGAAAGAUCUGGAUAAGAUAUUUUGAAGAGCAUACCAGUAAAGACGAUACGAGCAAAGGAGGUCUUUUCAGUCGGUUAUUCGAGUGGUAGUACUUCUUGUCAUUGUACGGCUAUUUUCCAAUCCCGACUCCGCCGGAUCAUUUAGCGUCUCCUCUUUAAUCAUCCUUAUCAAUGUCACUUUGAC